GAACAGGAAAUGAGACCUACUGCUUCUGCUUGGAUGCUAGUUAGUGCCAUAACGUCAAUGCUAACUUAGGAAAUCUUAUUUGAAAGCUAAAAGGGCACAACAAGUUUUGUACUGGUAGUUGACAGUACUUGCAAGGGAAUUUGUUCGGCUCUCGGAGAAAAUGGAGGCAGACGAAAAUCCACCUGAUAUCAGAUCAACGUCAGCGUUGAAAAACCAAGAUUUAAGUUUCCUUCAGUUAAACGUUGCUGUGCUCUUGGCUGAUUAUGGCUGGUAUCUUCUAUGCUUGUGUAUUGGAGUUUACGUGGUGCUUCAACAUUUGCAAAAGAAGAGGCCCCGUCAGGACCAAAGUGCUACUCCAGGAGAAGUUCCAGGUCCUAAAGAUCCCGUAUCUGUAGUGAGGCGCCAAGAGGCAUUGGAGGCUGCAAGGAAAAAGAUGCAAGAGGAGCUAGAUGCGAAAGCUGCUCUUUUCCUAGAAAGACAGCAGGAGCUCGAAGAGGAGAAGAGACAACAGAAGAUAGAGAAGUGGGAGAGUAUGAAAGAAGGAAAGAGUUUCAAAGGGAAUUCCAGGGUCACACAGAAUUCUGAUGAAGCCGGUUCAUCAACAGUGCUGAAGCCAAAGUCUGAUAAAAAGUCUCUGCGCAGUACUGGAUACAAUCCCCUGAGCGGUGCAGGUGGGGGCAGUUGCGCUUGGAGACCAGGGAGAAGAGGUCCAUCAGCAGGCGGAUGAGGUUAAGCUUCGUCAGAGGGAAGCAGUCACAGACACCUUCCUCCCCUGACGUUUUAAAUGUAGGACUGCCAAACUGUUGACUGAAUGAAGCUGUCGCCUCCCACAAUGUUCCAGACCUAUUGCUCUAAAUCUCAUAGCCUCUCUCCGUUUCUCAUGGUUGAUUUAUGGAAAUUCAUGACUUUAACAAGUGCGUCGUUUCAGUUUGCUUUUUAGUAUUCUACUAAAAAGUGACCAAACCAUUUGCGUUGGCACAGAGGCAGCCUUUUCCAAGGGUCUCGUACUACCCAAGCAUUGCCUGUUUUCUUUUCCAGCAUUAUGUUUGACUAUUGGCGUCAUCAUGAACUUCAUUGCCAUUUCAUCUGGCAGGGUCACGAAUGUUGUGUUCUGCUGUACAACUCCUAUGAUGUAAUGUAAUGUAAGCAUGAUGUAAUCUUUGGAGGAACAUAAUCUUUCGACCAGGUAAGAUCAGAGGAAUAUUCUAUGAAGCGAGAUUAGUGGUGGGAAGAGCUUAAAGCCAGUAGUGUGUUCUAAUGUGACAAACCGAGGUAAACGCAACGAGGCAAUUGCCUCAAACAUUUACCUCUGCUUGCCAAAUUUGAACGCACCUCUGGAAUUUGGGCUGUUGUUUCGUAGUGCACCCCUCUGAUCUCUGAAAUGGGCUCAUGUUCCUUAUUGAGGGUCUCUGUCACCUUAUUGCAUCUUUAUUAAAUUUCAAUGUAUAUCAAUGCAGGUUAGUACUAGAACAGCACUGCAGUCCGUGUCCGUAUAUGGAAACUGUGAAUGUUACAUCAUCAGUUAAUCAGUUUAUCACUUUACUGGAUGACUAGCCAUUUUUCAGCAGUAUGGCAUUGUGAGAUGGACAGCUUUUAAAUGACGCCUACCUUGUAAAUGGCAGACAUGCCACUGGGGAUGGCUGAAAAUCAGUCAAAGGUUGUGCACUUUUUUUUUUUUUUAAGCAUCGUAGUUGAAACGUUGCACUACAAAAACAGUAAGACUUAGUUUGCUUUCAAAUGCUGUAUCAAUACAUUUGACAUCUAUUUGACACCAAUCUAUCAGUACAACUAUUUAAUAUAUAUGUUCUGUUACAGAAUUUGCCUAAAUGUUUCAGUUAAUCAGAGUGUUUACCUUUCAUGAUUUGUUUGCACGCAACUAGUUUCACAAUAAAAUCCCUCAAAUAAA
Alosa sapidissima (American shad) is the source of this 1906-nucleotide messenger RNA. RefSeq names its product selenoprotein S (gene selenos). The transcript is spliced from 6 exons. Gene Ontology annotation, cellular component: Derlin-1 retrotranslocation complex; endoplasmic reticulum membrane; Derlin-1-VIMP complex. The record is from RefSeq and is a predicted model, not a curated record. Gene Ontology annotation, biological process: endoplasmic reticulum unfolded protein response; retrograde protein transport, ER to cytosol. Bases 161 to 727 code for a protein of 188 amino acids. Lineage: Eukaryota; Metazoa; Chordata; Actinopteri; Clupeiformes; Clupeidae.